Balearica regulorum gibbericeps (East African grey crowned-crane) is the source of this 813-nucleotide messenger RNA. NCBI's taxonomy places the organism in Eukaryota, Metazoa, Chordata, Aves, Gruiformes, Gruidae. The record is from RefSeq and is a predicted model, not a curated record.
AUUGGCAUUGCCAUGUUGAUCAUCGCCUCCCUGGUGUCCCUCUACUACAAUGUCAUCGUCGCCUGGGCUAUCUACUACCUGGUCUCCUCCUUCCAGAGCCCCCUGCCCUGGUCCUGCGAUGCCCCCAGGAACGCAGACCUCUGCCAGAACACGUCGGGGAGCACCAGCUGGGUGAGCGCCAGCGAGGUUUUCUGGAACGAGCAGGUGCUGGGGGUGACGCACAGCUCCAGCCUCGGGGACCCUGGCACAGUGCGGUGGCCCCUUGCCCUGUGCCUGCUGACGGCCUGGGUCCUGGUCUUCCUCUGCAUGCUGAAGGGCAUCCGCAGCUUCGGCAAGGUGUGGAGUGACGCGGCCUCACAGGUCAUCUACUCCCUGAGCAUCGGGCUGGGGGGGCUUGUAUCCAUGGCAUCCCAGAACAAGUUUGAGAACAACGUCAUCCGGAACGCCUUGAUCAUCGCCAUUGGGAACUGCUGCACCAGCUUCUUCACCGGCUUUGCCAUCUUCUCAGUGCUGGGGCACAUGGCCUGGAGGAAACAAGUCCCCGUGGACAGCAUCGCUGGCUUAGGCCCCGGGCUGGUAUUCGUGGCGUUCCCUGAAGCCUUCUCCCUGCUGCCUGGCUCCCUGUUCUGGUCCAUCCUCUUCUUCCUGAUGUUCUUCACGCGGGGAGUGGACAGUUUGUUCAGGGCCAUUGGGGGCAUCGCCACAGCCAUCCUGAACAGGUUCCCAGCCCUGCGUGACCAGAGGAGGAAGACAGUGUUGCUGGGUGCUCUCUGCACCUCCUUCUACCUGCUGGGGCUCCUGCUGGUCACCCAG